This is a messenger RNA of Haliotis rubra (blacklip abalone), 2427 nucleotides long. RefSeq names its product tripartite motif-containing protein 3-like. Bases 1 to 1872 code for a protein of 623 amino acids. Gene Ontology annotation, molecular function: protein binding; zinc ion binding. The transcript is spliced from 3 exons. NCBI's taxonomy places the organism in Eukaryota, Metazoa, Mollusca, Gastropoda, Lepetellida, Haliotidae. The record is from RefSeq and is a predicted model, not a curated record.
AUGUCGACGUCUCAGAAACUGCAGGAACAUUUCCUCACAUGCACCAUAUGUACAGAAGUAUUUGACAAUCCCUGCACCCUUGUCUGUUAUCACACAUUCUGUCGGAAAUGUGUCGUCAACUAUACCAAAACCAAACCGGAAGCCAUCAAUGCCAAGUCUCUGCUGUGCCCUUUCUGCAGUAAGAUGACGAAAGUGACCUCCCCUGAAAGAUCAAUAGAUGAGUGGGCGGAUGACGUCAAACCGAGCUUUGUCAUCCGGGGACUCCUGGACUCUUUUGGCCCCGGAUGUAAAGAUACAAAGAACUGCACGUGCUGUCAUCGCGAAGGGGAGACAACUCCAGCGACUGUGUGGUGCUCGGUAUGCGAUGACGCCCUGUGUGAUGUAUGUGCUAGGGUGCACAGUCGCAUCUCAUCCACUCGUCAUCACGAUACAACUGCCCUGACUAGUGAGGCCAUUAUCCCCAGGAAACGAAACAUUAAGUGUAAAGAACACAAGGAUGAAAACAUCAAAUUCCUGUGCAAAGAUUGCAAGAAAGUCACCUGUCACACCUGUUGUGUUAUCUAUCACAGGAAAUGUGAAUCAGUUGUCACACUGGAGUCGGAAUUACCUGCAUUGACGUCCCAGCUAUAUGCAAGAAUGGAACAUGACAUAAAGUCUUUUGGUAACAACGCGAGAGAAAAGAUAACUCUCAUGGAAAAUAAACUUCUAGAUGAACUCAAAGAAGUUUCUGAAAAGCACAUUGAACAACUGACAGCCGACCUAAAGUCGGUUGAAAUAUCAGUACACAUGUACCGACAGCAGGCUGAGCUGAUAGACCAGGCUCUACAGUCUGAGUGUGACAUGGACGUGUAUGAGAUGUAUCAGGGAUGUGAGGCCGCUGAUGUGGAUGCUGUCGGAGACGUAGACGUGAAGAAGAGGGGUAGAAUAGCCAGGAUCAUGUUCAGACAGAACGAAGACAUGCUGAGUAGAGCUCUGGACGAUCUACAGCUGGGUGAGAUAGAUGUCCAGUAUGACGGAAUGGUGGACACCAGUAACGUGCUGGACCUGAAGGCUGUUCCUGUGUUACAGGGCACCAUUAGCGUUGAGGUAGCAGGAGACCGGAAUACGGUAUACCCUACUGACGUAAAAGUAUUGCCGGUGAAUGGUACAGACACAGUGGUUGUAACAGACUACGACAACAACAGUGUGAAGUCCUUCUACACCAGGAACAAACAACGACGUCACAGCAAGCUCAGCCUGGGAGGUUCUCCGUGGGGUAUAACAAGGCUGAAACACAACCAGGUGGCUGUCACUGUGCCGAAUACCAGACAGAUGGUAACAGUUGACGUGAACCCUGACCUGGUGCUGCUGUCGAACAUCAAGACCAGCAAACAGUACAGGGGUAUAACGUCUCUGACACCAUCAACACUAGCAGCAGGUUCUGGUAGAUGUGUGGAUAUUCUGGACAUGAGAGGAAACUUCCUGAAGUCAAUUAAACCUAUAGAUAGUGGAAAGGAAAUCAUAGAUUCUCCUGACUUUCUUUGUACAACAAGAACAGGAAACAUCCUUGUGUCGGAUAACUGUUCGAAGCGUGUCCUGUGCCUGACAGCUGAAGGUGACUUUGGGUUCACCUACCCUACAACAGAAAACACAACACUAGGACUUCCACGUGGUAUCACAAGUACCAGCACAGGUGACAUCCUGGUUACUGACUACUAUCAAGAUACUGUUGUUCAUCUGACUGAGUCAGGACAGUUUGUCAGAAACAUACUCACUAACGAUGAUUGGGUCUUGCACCCGCACGGAGUUUGUGUAGAUGGACGUGGCCGUGUUUAUAUUUCUAAUUACCUUUCAGGUGAAAUCAAAGUAUUCAGUUUCAGUAACACAGUAUAGACCUUUGAUUCUUUCUCAAGUGAUCAUUGCAUCUGUAAAUAUUACAAUCAACUACAUAUACAACGACCUCCUGACUGCAGAUUGACUGAGCUGGUCUUGACAAAUCAUCACAUGUAAUGUACUGUGUGUCUGAGUAUAUCUAAUGUACAGUGUGUCUGAGUAUAUCUAAUAUAAAGUGUGAAUGCGUAUUUCUGACUGUAUAGUAUGAAUGAGUAUAUCUCAUGUAUGGCGUGACUAAGUAUAUCUAAUAUACUGUGUGACUAAGUAUAUCUAUCUAAUAUACCGUGUGUCUGAGUAUAUCUAAUAUACUGUGUAUCUGAGUAUAUCUAAUGAAGCAGUGAUGAAUCAAUGAAGACACACUUACUGGUAUUGGUGUAUGCCAUCUUUACCUUAAACUUAGAAUGCAAAGCAUAAUGUGUACAUAGGGAUACUACGCUAUUGUGAAAUUACUUAAAUUUCUAAAAUUAAUCCAUUUGUAUAUUAGGUUCAUCAAGAUGGACUGAUACUCUGUCAUUGUGAACAGUUCCGCGUAUGUGACAUUUGCUACAGUGCUAA